This is a messenger RNA of Humulus lupulus (European hop), 2941 nucleotides long. Its product is annotated as golgin candidate 4-like. Lineage: Eukaryota; Viridiplantae; Streptophyta; Magnoliopsida; Rosales; Cannabaceae. The transcript is spliced from 15 exons. Gene Ontology annotation, molecular function: small GTPase binding. Gene Ontology annotation, biological process: endoplasmic reticulum to Golgi vesicle-mediated transport; Golgi organization. Gene Ontology annotation, cellular component: Golgi apparatus. The record is from RefSeq and is a predicted model, not a curated record. The coding region runs from base 276 to 2585 and encodes 769 amino acids.
UCAUGUGACACUGAAAUCCCAAUCCUCUUCCAAUCCUUCCUUCCAACCCAACCCUCUUUUCUCUUCAAUCAGAUCUAACCAAAUUUCAAUUUUAAUGCACACUGCCAAUUCCUAAUUUCAGCCGUUAAGGUUUAUCUCUAUUAGCAAACACACGAGUCUUCGGUUUUUCUCAAAUUUAGAGCGUUGGGGCUGAACUUUGUGUGUGUAUAUAUAUAUAUACAUAUACUGGUUGAGAGAAUCUUGGCGGCAAGAGGUUUUUUUUGGGAGAAAGAACGAUGUGGAGUUCGAUAGAAAAUUUGAAGGAGAACCUGAAUAAGAUCGCACAGGAUGUGCAUGACGAUGAAGAUGAUGACGAGCUCGAGAUCUAUGGUGUCAAUGGAGGCGAGGCGUCGCCAGUCUUUGAUCGGAGAAAUUCACACAGUUUUGCGCAUUCCAAGUCAACUUCUCGCUCGCCGCUAGCGAACGGAAUCGAUUCCCCUACUGCAAGUCCUGAGAUUGACCAGUACAAAUCAGAAAUAAAGAGGCUUCAGGAAUCGGAAGCAGAAAUUAAAGCACUAUCAAUAAAUUACGCAGCUUUGUUAAAGGAGAAAGAGGAUCAAAUUUCCAGACUGAAUAAAGAAAAUGGAUCAUUGAAACAUAAUUUGGAAUCAACUGCUGCAGCUUUAAAUGUGUCUAGAAAUGAAAGUCAUAAGGUCUCAACAAAUGGAGCAAAUUUUUUGAAGGAGAAUUCACCCAAUCGACAGCAUAAAUUCACAAGUCAAGCGAAAAACAGACAUUCUGGAAAUCAAGUAAAUAAUGGUGUUGUCUCUAAACAGGAUGGAAUGAACAAUGGAAUUACAAAUGAGGAGUUUGCAGAUUUGCUAGAAGAGAAAAAUAGGUCGUCAGCUGCUGCAGUACAGGCCACUGCUGAGAUUAGACAAUUGCGAUUGGAACUUGAAAGGGAACGUGAUCAUCAUUCUGAUUUACAACUCAAAUUAGAAGAGGAAAAAAAACUGAAUGAAUCUUUCCGGGAGGAGCUCAAAUUGCUAAAAAUGGAAAAAGACAAGUCCUCACUCAAGUCAAACAAAGUACAAGAUGAGCUGAAUGAGAAAAUAUCCGUGGUAAAACGAUUGCAAAUGGAGCUGAAUAGAAGGGAAGCUGAAGGUGCUAAUGACAUCGUGGAGAACUUAAAAAGAUCUAUUGCAACUCUAGAAAAGGAAAAUGCUAGUCUUAAGAUGGAGAAGAAUGAACUUAAGGCCACUAGGGAAAUGAGCAGGACGCCAAUUGACGAAAAAUCACUGAAGGUAGAGUCAUCAGCAAGUUUUACUGGAAAGGAAGAAAUGGAGCUAUCUCUACAAAAACUGGAUGGAGAGAUAAAGGAAGCACAGCGCAAAAGGGACAAAGCCAUACAAGAGUUGACGCGUCUUAAACAGCAUUUGUUAGAAAAGGAAUCUGAGGAAUCUGAAAAAAUGGACGAGGACAGCAAAAUUAUUGAAGAACUACGAGAAACCAAUGAACGCCAAAGGGCACAUAUAUUAUACUUAGAGAAGACACUGAAGCAGGCAAUGGCAAAUCACGAGGAAGUCAAGGUGACCACCAACAAUGAAAUUCAGAAGUCAAAGGAACUUAUUGAUGACCUUAAUAAGAAACUUACAAACUGUAUGAGCACCAUAGAAGCGAAAAAUAUUGAACUUAUAAAUCUUCAAACUGCUCUUGGCCAGUAUUAUGCUGAAAUUGAAGCUAAGGAACAUCUAGAAGGAGAUUUGGCUCAUGCUAGAGAGGAAGUGGCGAAGCUCUCUGAACUGCUGAAAAAUGCAGAUAUUCAAGCUGAGGUGUCAAAGAGGGAAAAUGAUGAAAUUUUGUCUACGCUUUUGCAAGCUGAAAGGAACCUCACCGAUUGGAAGGGCAGAGUAAAUAAACUAGAGGAAGACAAUGCAAAAUUACGGCGAGCUCUUGAGCAGAGCAUGACCAGGCUUAAUAGGAUGUCAGUAGAUUCAGAUUUCCUUGUUGACAGACGCAUUGUGAUCAAAUUACUGGUUACUUAUUUCCAAAGAAACUACAGCAAGGAGGUUUUGGAUCUUAUGGUUCGAAUGCUGGGUUUCACUGAUGAAGAUAAACAGCGAAUAGGUGUUGCUCAACAAGGUGGAGGACAAGGUGUAGUACGAGGAGUUUUGGGUCUACCUGGCCGCCUGGUUGGUGGCAUCUUGGGGGGAGGUUCUGGCCAAGUACCUGCUAAUGCAGCAACUGAUAACCAGUCUUUUGCAGAUCUGUGGGUUGAUUUUCUUCUCAAGGAAAGUGAAGAAAGAGAGAGAAGGGAGGCCAUGGAUGCUGCGGCUUCUUCCGGACAGGACAAGGAAGAGUUACAUAGAAGUACAAACAUGGCAGAAAAUAUGUCUCCACCCAAGCCUGACAAUAGAACAAACUCCUUUUCUACUGCAUCUGGUUUUUCGAGGACAAGUUUAUUCCCAAGCCAAAACAACACAAGCCCUUUUCCCUACCGAGGUAAUAGUGGGAACUCUGAACAUUCUGAUUCCGAGUUCUCAACAGUUCCUCUCUCGUCAUCAGAGAGCAAUUUCCAAAGCAAUAGACUGCUCAACAGAUAUUGAAUAUGAAAAUAUUUCCGCAUUUUGUAAUUAAUCAGAGGUAUAGAUUAAAUAUUUGUUGACAUUAUAGCCCGUAAUCUUUGUUCAUUCAAUUCUUUCUUCAUACGAAUGAGUUUCAUCAGAGUUGCCUGGUAUUUUUUGUUUGAGUGGCCUGAUAUUUCUUUCCCGUUUAAAUUGGGGGAAAAAGCUUAUCUGGAUUCUGAACUGCUCAAGAGAUCAUAUACACCAACAUAAAUAUAUUCUUAGACCUUAAGUGGUGUGCUGCUUCAUUCUAUUUAUGUAUUUAUUACCGAAGAGGACAAGUUUCGAGUAAUUAUUUUGCCUCGUAAAUUUUAAUUUCAAGGCUCCUUUUCAUUUCA